Lycium barbarum (goji berry) is the source of this 553-nucleotide messenger RNA. Its product is annotated as protein VACUOLELESS1-like. Gene Ontology annotation, biological process: endosomal transport; vacuole fusion, non-autophagic; intracellular protein transport. The coding region runs from base 89 to 463 and encodes 124 amino acids. The transcript is spliced from 3 exons. The record is from RefSeq and is a predicted model, not a curated record. Gene Ontology annotation, molecular function: actin binding. Gene Ontology annotation, cellular component: cytoplasm; lysosomal membrane; endosome. NCBI's taxonomy places the organism in Eukaryota, Viridiplantae, Streptophyta, Magnoliopsida, Solanales, Solanaceae.
AAAUUAAAAAAACACUCAACCAAUUGACAUGUCCAGACGCAAUAAUUAAUGGUUAGAAACUGAUUAUAGUUAAUUUUAAUUUUUUUGGAUGAUUCAGGUAUCCGAAAAGCGAUGGUAUUGGCUUAAAGUUUUUGCUCUGGCAACUAAAAGGGAUUGGGAUGCCUUGGAAAAGUUUUCAAAGGAUAAACAGCCACCAAUUGGUUACCGCCCAUUUGUCGAGGCAUGUGUUGAUGCAGAUGAGAAAGGUGAAGCACUAAAGUAUAUACCAAAGCUGACUGAUCCUCGGGAAAGAGCAGAGGCUUAUGCUCGAAUUGGAAUGGCUAAGGAGGCUGCUGAUGCUGCUACGCAGGCUAAAGAUAACGAAUUACUUGGGAGGUUGAAGCAGACUUUUUCUAAAAAUUCAGCUGCUUCAUCCAUUUUUGACACACUGCGAGACCGGUUAUCCUUCCCAAGUGUUUCUUGAUGCCGGUCGUCUCUUUGCUUCGUUUGGUGUGAAUCCUCCUGUUGUUAAGAGUCUUCUAAAUUAGAAUUGGCUAAGGAUUGAUAGCGUUGG